Messenger RNA from Linum trigynum, 729 nucleotides. The record is from the annotation of a GenBank genome assembly. Lineage: Eukaryota; Viridiplantae; Streptophyta; Magnoliopsida; Malpighiales; Linaceae.
AUGACUUUCCCCCGAGCUUUCAAAUUCUCCAGAGGUCUGGAGGACCUUUUCACAGUGAAACAGAAGAACCAGUCGCUAGAAGAAUACAUCUGGAAUUUCGAUCGAGCUUGGGCCGAGUUGGAGGAAUCGAACUUCAAGAACAUGCUUGAAGUUUAUCUCAAAGCAGCAAUCUUUUACCGUGGUCUUCAACCCCAUCUCCAGUUUCUGUCCCUCCUCCAUGAAAGAUCGACAUAUCUAAGGGACCUUCCCUAUGACUUCCUUGUUGAGUUCCUCCUGGUGGCGGAAGCGGAAAAGAAGACUCACACCCCUGCCAACAACGAUGACUUUUGGAGCGAUGCGAGCAAACUUACCGUCUUCCUUGAUGGAGAAUUCCUCUUCCAAGUUCCUAACGUUAGGGAUUCUUCUGACAACAUCUUGAUUCACCUCAAUCGUAAACUUCAGGAAGAUAAGCUCACUAAAGAAGGGGAUUGGAUCCAAAUCUUCCCUCCCUGUGUGAAGUUCAGCGCAACCAUCAAAGCCGCCUGCUUCGAGGUGGAUGAUAAAGGGACAGUCUUAGGUUACUGCAGUCCGGUCGGAGGGGGAUAUCACUGCUUGACUAACAUAAACUGCAACCUGAUCCUACUGUUCAGCGUGAAGGAAGAUCCGGAGAGAGAUGCUAAGGAGUUGAGGGCAGCUCUCAUGACGCCUGGGCUUGCAGAAAGAUUCGUGUCCGGUGGGGUUCUGCACUGA